This is a messenger RNA of Malus domestica (apple), 423 nucleotides long. The record is from RefSeq and is a predicted model, not a curated record. Lineage: Eukaryota; Viridiplantae; Streptophyta; Magnoliopsida; Rosales; Rosaceae.
AUGAGCGCCACAAAGAACGUAUAUGGGGUUGGCGGUGGGCAUCCUAGGAAUGGUCUCGUGGCGUUGUAUGCUAAAUGUGGUCGAAUAGAUCGUGCUAGGGCUGUGUUUGAUGGUUUAGGUGAAAGGACGGUUGUUUCCUGGACUUCGAUGAUUUUGGGGUAUGCCCAAAAUGGCCAGCCUUUGGAAGCUUUGAUAAUUUUUGGUCUGAUGAGAAAAUUGAAUGUGAAACCGGAUUGGAUCGUUCUUGUUAGUGUUCUAAAAGCUUAUACUGAUGUAGAAGACUUGGGACAUGGGACAUCUGUUCAUGGUUGUUUGAUUAAAAUGGGUCUUCAAUUUGAACCUGACUUGCUCAUUGCACUCACGGCAAUGUAUGCAAAAAGUGGGCAGGUGAUGGCUGCCAAAUCAUUUUUUGAUCAGAUGUAA